UCACAUUGUGCGGUUGUGGUUGUCAUCGUUUGUGUGUUAGCAAACUAUACACAGAAACAGGCUGAGCCAGCUAGCCAACCAGCCAGUCAAACAGGCAGCAACAGCAGAGCCGAGACACGGAGCCCCGUUGCCAGCCAGCCAGCCACUCAGUCAGUCCGAGCAGCGAGCAGCGAGCGAGCUACUGUCGUUCUUUGUAUUGAUUCAGAUUCAGUCGAUGAGUUUCUCUCGCUUCUGCGCGUUGCGUGUUUCGCAGUGUUUCCGCGAUUUUUUCGUUGUCGUCAUCGUUGCGCGCUUCUACCCCCACCCACUCUUCACUCGCCGUGCGACUCUUUUCGUUUAUUUGUGUACGUGUGCGCGAGUGUGCGAGUGUGUGUUUGUACUUGUAUUUUAUUUUAUUUGCCAAGAAACAAAAAAAAAAGCAGUGUGAAGUGCAAGCAGCAAGGAAAGUGCUUUAAAGCGCGGUACCAAGUACAACGCGUUGGACGUUAUCAAUUCUGAUAACAAAAAAAAGCACAACAGUGAAAACAGUUAACGGCAUUAACAACAACAACAAUUAAUAGUGUGUGUGACAUCAGAGCCCUAAUAAUAUAUAUACAUCUAUCUAAACAAUACAAACAACAUAAAUAUAAACUGGCUGCAUGAAAAACAUCACCAGCUCAAGCACUUGCGGCACGGGGCUGCUGCAAUUGCAGAACAAUCUCAGCAACAGCGAAUUGGACGUCGCUGUUGUUGGCAAACCAGAAGCAGUCGGACCCGGCACCAUACCAUCCCCGUGGGCACCAGUAAAUGCCGGUCCUCCGGGUCCACUUGGAUCGGCAGACACAAAUGGCAGCAUGGUGGACAGUAAAAACUUGGAUGUUGGCGACAUGAGCGAUGACGAAAAGGAUUUAUCAUCUGCCGAUGCCGAGGGUGUCUGGAGUCCGGACAUUGAGCAAAGUUUUCAAGAGGCAUUGUCAAUAUAUCCACCAUGUGGACGCAGGAAAAUUAUAUUAUCAGACGAGGGUAAAAUGUAUGGGCGCAACGAGCUUAUCGCGCGUUACAUCAAAUUGCGUACCGGCAAAACGAGAACCCGUAAGCAAGUGAGCUCCCACAUACAAGUGCUCGCCAGACGAAAACUUCGUGAAAUCCAAGCCAAAAUCAAAGUCGAACCCAAUGGUGUGUCCUUGCAUUUACUCAAUGAGAAAGAGCAGACCCUGCAGGCCAUGAGCUCAAUGACCAGUUCACAAAUUGUCUCCGCACAGGCGGCCAAUAAUCUUGCCCUGGCCGCCUCAGCGCUAACGGCGGGCGUGCACCAUUCGAAGCAUCUUCCGCAUCCCGCCUAUCAUCAGCACCCACACCACCACCACAGCCACCACCACCACAGCCACCACAACCACCACCAUCCACACCACCACCAUCAGGUGGGUGUGGCUGCUGUUGCCGCCGCGGCAGCUGCCGCCUCCGCUGCUGCCGCAGUAGCGCAGUCGCCGGCAGCUUCUGCGGCGGCGGCGGCGGCUGCUGCUGCUGCUGUUAAUGUUGGUGCGACUUCCAACUCCGUUGCAGUGUCGACGGCGUCGUCGCCGCGACACCACAGUGCCCACCAUUCCCAUCAUAAUUUGCCGCAUCACACGCAUAGCCACAUGCAGCCGCACCAUCACCACCAUGCGGUGGCAGUUGCAGCAGUUUACCACCUACAGCAGCAGCAGCAGCAGCAGCAGCAACAGCAGCAGCAGCAACAACAACAACAACAGCAGCAAUCAAGUGGCACAACAACAGGUGCAGUGUCACCAACUGUCGUUGAUGGGGCUGCGGCUCAUGGGCUGACGCAACCAGCGCAGCCAUUGCACCAUCCGCCGUUGUAUCCGGGCCAAUUUUGGCAACCCGGUCUGCAGCCGAGCACAUCGCAAGACAUUAAGCCGUUCGCCCAGCCGCCCUAUACCCCCGGCAAGCCCUCGACGGCGGUGUCCGGUGAGAUCGAGGCUGGUAUUCCGCCUGCACAGUUGCCAUGGGAGGGCCGCGCCAUUGCCACGCACAAAUUCCGCUUGCUCGAGUUUAUGGCCUUCGUGGAAAUCCAAAGAGAUGAGAUCUAUCACCGACAUCUUUUCGUACAGCUGAGCGGCAAGCCAUCCUUCUCCGAUCCGUUACUUGAGACUGUUGACAUUCGACAAAUAUUUGACAAAUUCCCGGAGAAAUCUGGCGGUCUCAAAGAUCUCUAUGAAAAAGGUCCGCAGAAUGCGUUCUACCUUGUAAAAUGUUGGGCGGAUCUUAACACGGACGUAACGACCGGCAGCGAAUCGGGUGAUUUCUAUGGCGUUACAAGCCAAUAUGAAAGCAAUGAGAACAUUGAGCUCGUUUGCUCCACAAUUGUUUGCUCAUUUGGCAAACAGGUUGUGGAAAAAGUCGAGAAAGAGUACUCACGCCUGGAAAAUAAUCGCUACGUGUAUCGCAUUCAGCGGUCGCCGAUGUGCGAAUAUAUGAUUAAUUUCAUACAAAAGCUGAAGAAUUUACCUGAACGCUAUAUGAUGAACAGUGUGCUCGAGAACUUUACAAUAUUGCAAGUAAUGCGAGCGCGUGAAACGGAAGAGACACUGCUAUGUAUAGCGUAUGUGUUUGAAGUGGCGGCGCAGAAUAGCGGAACCACGCACCACAUCUAUCGCCUUAUAAAGGAAUAGCAUGAGCUGCAUGAAGCAGCGCCCAC
This is a messenger RNA of Drosophila innubila, 2677 nucleotides long. It is a transcript of the gene scalloped, whose product is annotated as protein scalloped. Gene Ontology annotation, cellular component: transcription regulator complex. Gene Ontology annotation, biological process: regulation of transcription by RNA polymerase II; embryonic organ development; hippo signaling. The record is from RefSeq and is a predicted model, not a curated record. Lineage: Eukaryota; Metazoa; Arthropoda; Insecta; Diptera; Drosophilidae. Gene Ontology annotation, molecular function: DNA-binding transcription factor activity, RNA polymerase II-specific; RNA polymerase II cis-regulatory region sequence-specific DNA binding. The coding region runs from base 639 to 2651 and encodes 670 amino acids. The transcript is spliced from 12 exons.